Molecule: messenger RNA, 8833 nt
Organism: Anastrepha ludens (Mexican fruit fly)
Lineage: Eukaryota; Metazoa; Arthropoda; Insecta; Diptera; Tephritidae
Product: EEIG family member 2
Exons: 9
Coding region: 565-4332 (1255 amino acids)
Source: RefSeq, a predicted model, not a curated record
CAACAACAAAAUUAAUAAAAACGACUGUCGCCACCAUAGAAGAAGAAAUAAAAACCAACAUAUACAACCAACAACAGCAAUAUGUGGCUAUCAACUUGAAACAGCCAUAGACAAGUGUUAAAAAAUAUAUUAAAAAAAUUCAAAUGUGGUUGAAUGUGCAGAAAACAAAAAAACCACUGCAAACAAAGGCUAAAAUAAAAACAAUCAACAACAUCCAAAACAGAGCAGCACAAUAAAGGUUUUCCAACAAUUCUGUAUCUCUCAUCUUCCCAAGCAAAGUGUGCAAAAAAAAAAAAACGUGAACGUUUUUAAUUUAUUUUAAUUUUUACAUACAACAAACAUAUACACAACCACAAACAACAACAUUAAAUCUGCGUGUGAAAAUUAAGUUUGUGCUAUUCGUUGUUUUUGUUUUAUUUGUUUAAUCAUCGCACUUGGCGGUUGCGUUUUGAUGCCGAUGUAAUUUCCCACACUCACAGAUUAGUGGCUCUCUUCGUAGUGUUAUCGAAUUUUUCUCAGCCCUCAAGCAUUAUUCGUUUGUGUGCCUACAUUGGUUAAAACUGUAUGACAUUACUUGGGCCUAGCGCCCCUGGUAUGGCCUUUAUGAUGAAAAAGAAAAAGUAUAAGUUCAAUGUUGAGGUGCAAUUGCAAGAGCUCUCCGAGGUGGCGCUUGUGAACGAGGUGCUGUUCGCAAAGAUACGAUUGCUGGAUGGUGGCUCGUUUCAGGAGUACAGCAGCAGAGAGGAGGUACGCGAUCAUCGUGUAGUAUGGAAUCGCAACUUCGAAUUUCCCUGCAAAAUGUCCGCCAAUGCGUCUACGGGUGUAUUGGAUCCGUGCUACUUGCGCAUCUCCAUACGCAAGGAGAUGAAGGGUGGACGUAGUUAUUUUAAGUUAGGUUUUAUCGAUAUAAAUCUUGCCGAAUUCGCCGGCGCCGGACUAACAUCCCGACGCUUUCUGCUCGAAGGCUAUGAUUCACGCCAUCGUCUGGACAAUUCCAUGCUGUUGGUGUCCAUCAAAAUGCACAUGCUCAGCGGUGAUAUACUCUUCAAGGCACCCACACCAAAUUUGAAGAACAAGCAGAAACCCUCUACAGAUGAUUUGGCCACAGCGUCUACCGGCGUCGGACUGCAAACGCCCACUGCAACGGCGUUGCCAACCAUUGGCAGCGGUGUGGGCAGUGGGGCGUCCAGUGUCAGCGGUGGCAGUCAGGGCAUACCGGUUGGCAGCGGGGCAACAUUAGGCGGUGGGUUAAACAGCGCGACCAACACACGACCUGUAUCCACAGUGCGAGAUGAUGAUUUGGACCCACAAGUAGUGAUCGCUUCAAUUGUGACAGACUCUGGCUUGUCGGAAUCUUCCGAAUCGGCCACCACACUUACCACUGAAGCAUUGUUUUUGCAACAGCAACAACAACAACAGCAGCAGCAGUAUGGCGCCUAUCCACCUCAAAAUUCGUUAGGUCCAACAACAACAACAACUACCGUCGUGACACUGACGAAUGCACAACAAAUGCAGCCCUACGGUGGCAUUGGUGGCACCGGCGGUAGUGGUGGCGGCGGCGGCGGCAGCGGCAGUGGUGGUGUUGGCAAUGGCGCAGCUGGUAGCAGCGUGGGGGGUAUACUGGGUAUUGUGGGUAGCAGCAAUUGUGGCACGACCAGCGCUAAUGUGAUGGGAAGCGUUGGUGGUGCUGGUGGGGGCUUGGGAGGCACUACUGGAACAUCGUCGAUUAUGGAAAUGGGCCACUCGCGUAAUUCCAGCAACACUAGUCAAAUGUCGAAGGGUUCGGGUUAUAGCAGUUUUUCGCACAGUCAACAUUCGCGGCAAAGUUCUGAAGGCGAUUCAGGGCAUGCAAGAUUCAGCAAAUCCGUUUCUCUCCUUAAUAGACUCAAUCAGAAAGCCGCCAACGCCAUGAAGCUAAAUAUACCUUCGUUGAACCAUCAAAAGCCAACAACGGAUACGAUCUGCGAGUAUGAAAGCGAAGAGUUGCUCUUCCAAACGCCCAAUUCUACCAUACGCGAUGAGGAUUUCCGUACGCCACUCAAUGAAAUGCCACCAACUUCAUCCGCUUGUUCGCUCUCCAUUUACAGCGAAAAGUUUGCACUGAACACACCCUCGCCCACGUAUCGCAGCGCCGCUAGUAACAGCCGCAGCGAUUCGCGUGCCUCUCAGAUCUAUGAAAGUGGCAGCGGUAGUGGCAGUGGCAGCGGCAGUGGUAGUGGUAGCGGCAGCGGCGAAUCUUGUUCGGAGGAGACAGCCGACGACUCGGGUUUGGAUGAAAAUUUUCAUACGCCACGCGUUGCCAAAAUCAAAUCAAUGGAAAAUAUCUCCAUUAUCGAAAUGGAGUUCCAUCGCGCCUCGCUGGAGUUGGAUCGCAAUUCACCGCGUCGCCUAAAAAUGUUGGCAGAUCGCGCGCAAAUACCAAAAAUAAAAUCGCUUAACAAUUUAUGUUUGGACGACUAUAGCGAGCAGCAGGUGCGUGAGGAGUUGUUGCGCAUGCGCGAACGUUCGCUGGAGGAGAAGCAUCGAUUUAAUUUGCAACAACGCAAGAAUUCCACCUCGUCAACAAGUUCGGGCAAGUUGUUUGUGAAGAACAAAGUGGGUAAUGCCAAAUUCAUUGGCAACGACGAUAGCCCACUGCCGCAGCAGCAACACAAUCAACAGCCGCCAUCAUUUAUGCAGCGCGGUCCCCACUAUCCGAUACAGAAGAUGCGUUCCAUGGGCACCAUACCGGAUGUGGUGACCGAACGUGUCGAACCGGAUCCUUUUCUCACGCCGACUUCGGGACGUAAGCCAAACUUUCCGCUGGUGACACAGUCGGCUGAGAAACCUUCACCUCCCUCGUUUGUUGCGCGCUUGCUGAACUACGAUAUGGUGGACUCGUCGUCAUCGACGUCUGGUACGCCGAAUAGCCAUAAUCAAAUGUUACCACAACACCAUACACAUGGCUCGCUAACUGAAAUCUAUUCGCAUGAUCGUGUUAGUCAAUUGUUGUCGAACGAUCAAAAUGCUGCGGCAAUGUCGUUCAUGUCGCGUACACCUUUCGAGCGCGCCUACCGCCGCACCAUGUUGAAGAGUUCAACACCGUUGCGCCAAACGCUCGGCUAUGUGCAGUACACAACGCCGCAGGAGCAAGGGAUACAGCUGCGCCUGGAUGGACAUCAGCAGCUGCAGCAGCAUGAGCAAUUCGCAAUGGGCCAUCCGGAUACGCUUAUGGUGCGUCCACACUCAACGAAUGCCGCCUACGAGUUAAUGAGCACUGGCCGCAAUUUUAGCGGCGUACCGCGUCGCCUUCUCGAUGGCAGUAAUCGGCAAAUCUCAUCAAUCGCACUGGGCGCCACCACAACGCCCUCGGCGGCAGCAACAGCAGCGAUGGCGGCAGCAGCAGCUGCGGCGGCGGCCUCCAACAGCAGCUCCUCCCCAUGCGGUACCCUCGGCAGCAUUAAUUCCACCCAUUCGGCAUCCUCGUCCAGUGGUAGUAGUAGCAGCGGUGCAGUCAUUACCUUUCAGUGCGCUGGCGGUCAUUCGGGCAUCGGCAGCAGCAGUGACACCGUAGAUGGCAUUGGCUUUAACGACGGCGGUUGCGGUGGUGGUGGUGGUGGUGGUUUCGGCGUCAUCGGUGUCGGCACACCCAAUACCAAUCAAUUAAUUGGCUCACCAAGUAAUAAUGGCAUCGGUUGUGGCAUAGGAGGAGCCAGUGGAGUUGGUGGCGGCGGCGGCGGCGGUGGUGGUAGUGGUGCCAAUAGUCCACGUCUGGUACCUAGCGCACUCUCCUCUACAUCCGCUACAACCGAUGCGCUCAGUUCUUUGGCAGCCAGUCCUACAGAUGCCUGCAGCAUACGUUCCAAUCCAUCAGCCGCUUCACUUUUACUUACCACCGCAACCAUGGCUGCGGCCGAGGCGGCAGCGGCGCAGGUGGCAGCAGCCGCAGCGGGCAACAACUCCGGUCUGAGCUCUUCGGGCGCGACACUCUCGCCGCUUGCGACCACACAAAUCAUACGGCGGCCCAGCAUUACAAUUUCCGGUUCGAUAGUCAUAAGUGAAACAGGAUCUCUAGAUCGUAUGAAAAACGCGGCCGAGAAGCGUAAAAAAGGGCCGCUGGAUGAUGGGCCACGCGUUUCAGAUCGUGUCGAAGAGACGCGCGUCAAUCCCAAUUCGCUAAUUGAUGAAAUUUUGAAGGAUACCAAAUUGGAUCAAUUAGCCGAAUCGGCGGAGACAUCUGGUCUGCAAUUGUAUAUUGCACGCGACGGCACCGCAUCACUGGGUAGUCACGAGGUGAAAGCGCGCGUACCGACAGGCGCUUUCAAGCAGGUGGUCAUGAAGAAUCCAAGAUAGUAGCGUAAAUCGUAAAAGUGUAAGAAGAAGAAGAAGAAGAAGACGAGGAACAGGAAGCAAGAAGACUACAAACUACAUAACUACUACAUGCAUAUAAAAAUACGAGUACAUGCAACAACAACAAAGCUACCGCAGCAAAUACAUAGAAAUCUAGAACAGCUACCACAGCAACAGCAGCAGCCGUAGCAGCAAUAGCAGCAACUACAAAAUGGAGAAAACCAAUAAUUAAUAAAAUGCAAAACUAAUAAUAACUAAAAAAAAAAAAGAAUAUUUAUAGAAGAAAAUAAUAAUAAUCUAAAUGCUAAAGCUAAAUUAACUGUAAUAAAGCCAGCAAGUCAGCAAAAAGCAGCAAACAGAAAAUCAAGUCUAUGAGAAUAGGAGCAGUGAACAAUAACGGAUAAGAAGACUUACUAACACAAAAACUGAAGCCACAUGUCCUACUAGAAAUGCAUGCCUACACACCUACAUACAUACAUACAUAUUCAUAUUAUACAUCCAGCAAAAAUUCGAGCUAAUUGAACGCGCGCGACUGAUAGAGAAACGCGAAUCCUGCAAACGCCAGUAGGAAUCAAGUUAAGGGGUAACACCACUGUACACGCGUAAAAUAAACACGAUUUGUAAAGAAUUUUUUUUUAUAGAAGGAAAGGAAAAACAAUCACUCUGAUUUGGGAAGUUAUUACUUAUAUACUAAAAUACAAAACUACAAAGUUUGAUCGAAAAAUUUUACAAAAUGGCGGCAUUGGAGACAUUUUUGUAAUGUGGUUUCUCUUGAAGGAGCUCCGCGGCACGCAGCACAGAGGGUGCAAAUUUUAAUCUGGAACAAAGAAACAUUUUUUUUCUUAAUCUAGAUAAGAAUAGCUAGAGAAACACGUAGGGGAUUUAAAAAAUAUUUAUUUUUGUGGAAUUAGCAAGCAUUUGAAGGAAAAAACUCUAUUUUGGACUAAAAAAACGGCACUUAAAUAAUUAUAACAAUCGUUUAAAUUAAUCUAUCGAAAAUCCCCUACGCUCUUCUCUUAAGAAGGUUAUUAUACAGACGUAGUGAAAAACCUGAUUAAAAAUAUUUAAAAUUGUUUGAGUUAUGCUGCGUGCCAAUUUCAGAAAACGUGUUUUGAGAAAAACGCGUUUAAAGUUUGGAAAUUUGGAGAAAUCGUUAGGUAGCAGUCACUAACGCUUGGUAAAAAGCUUAAAAUAUUUAUGAAAUAAACUUCGGUAACGUAUAAAACUUUUUGUUCUGUAUUUUAAAAGGUUCAAAGAAUUUUUUCAGCUUAUAAAAAGAAAAUAAAUUUUUUGAAAUUUCUACAGUGGUGUUACCCCUUAAGGUGCGCUCUCUUCCUUUCUAUACAUCUGUGCUUAUGCAUGUGCGUUGUUUGCCUAGAGCAAUAAAUUAAACGGAAACUCGAAUGAUUGAAAUGAACGCGCGUUACAUGUAAAUGCAGGAUAGAUAAGGAAACUAUCAAACGCUAACAGGAGUCUAGUAAACUUUCAACUCUUCUUGGAAUGCGCGAACGAACACAAUUUAACAGGCGCGUUUAUUUGUGUCUAGCGCGUGGAAAUGCUAACAAGUGGCAAAGCUAAUUAACUUUUUCAUAACUACAUGCACACGUGCAUACAUGCAUACAUACAUACAUAUAUACAUACAUACAUAGAUGCAUACACAUAUGUUGAUGCGCGCAAUAGCUAAGGAAAUGAGAAUCCUGUAAGGGGCAAACGAAAACUUGACAACUUCCACUUCUUCCUACUUCUGUCUUGCCACAAAAUGUCAGGCGCGUUUAUUGUAUUACAGCAAGCAUUCUUCAUAUCUACAUACAUACAUAUAUUCGUAUAUAAAGUCACUUGAGCAUAUAAUUAAGCUGCUUAAGGCACACGCGCAGCAAAUUACAUAUCGUCAAUAGGCAAACGGCAAAAGCAAAUUUAAAAGUUUUCCUAUUACAGACUUUUGAAACACGAAAUGGCCGGUGCACUGUCAUCGGUGUGCGGAGUAUAAAAAUGUAGGCCGGUACAUUCCGGAUCUAUACCCGUUUAAGAAAGUGACAAUCCACAGUAUUCCUCAAGCUUAGAGCAACCUUAAGAGCAACAAUCCGAAAAUUGCACAGUUGAGAGACAUCCUCGACAACAGCUAUUGCGCUCUCACUCAAUUUGACAGAAUCAGCUGAUUUGUUGACAUAAUAAUUGGGCAUUUCUUGUCAUUUUAUUGUUGUAUUGCUUCUCAUUUUUAUUGUAACUAACAAUCGAAUUUAUCGUAACGCGUCAUUCUCUUUAUCGUUUGCCCAGUUGUUACGUCACAGUCAGAAAUAAUCUCACGAAUGUCUCGAAUGUCUCUUGUAAUCUAUCAUUUUUAAGGAAACUCGUUAAAUAAACACACGAAUCGUCGUGUUGCGUUAACAAUUGAGCGCGUCGUGAAUUGGUAGUGGAAAAAUAAUUUGUAAUUUGCUGAAAUCAAUGAAUUUAAGUAUUUUAUGGUAGUUUUUCGUUCCGAUUCUGUGAAGUUUUAUGGAUUGUUUGUGACGAGUAUUUCGAUUUUAAUAAGAAUUUAUUAGUUGUCCACGAUUGAGAUCAAUUAAAGAAAGAAUUUGGGGUAACGCAGAAAAAAUGUAGUGCGAUCUGAAUUUAAAAAGUUCUGCUUUGCUGAGCUCAGUACUCAGCUCUAUAGCGAAGAAAAGUGGCAUUUGUUUUGUUUGUUAACAGUAAGAGUAUCCCCGCCAGUGUCGGGCAUAUCACCGGUCAUCUUCGUCUAGCUCAUCUAAAGGUAGGCCCAGGAAACAUGCUGUUUCAACGGGUUGGAUCCAGAGGGGAGAGGGGUGUUAGAUGAGUCGGUGGCAUCACAUUAGCUGUAUGUAAGAAGAAAUUUCAAACUUGUAAUAUGGAUUUUAAAUUUGUAAUAAGAAUCAGCUGAUUUUAGUUAUGUAGAUAAGUAAACAAGCGGAGAAAAUAGUAGCUUCUCUUUGCAGUGAUACGAAAGGGUUUCUUAAAUUGAAAAUUUCUCACAAAAGAAGCUGCUUGCAUUUUUUUUUUCUAUCGAUUUUUAAAGGCACUACAGCGGCAGAGAAAAGUAUGGUAGAAAAUAGUUAUACAGUGAAGUAGUUUCUGAAAAUGAAAGAUUUUUUUUUUUUUCAUAUUAAAUUUUUAUGGUCGUUGUUUUAAAAUGCCAAGUUGUUUUAAAAGUCCAGUGUUUAGAUUUCAAAUUACGAAACUAAUUAAGUGAAAAAAUUUUUAAAAAUAAGAUCUGUAAUUUUUUUUCAAACUCUAUAAUUUCAUCAAAAAUUAAGGGGGGCCUCUUAUCAGUGGCUUCAAAAAAAGGUGUUUUUUCUCAAUUUUUUUUUCGAGGCGAAAAAAACGACACACAGGAAUAAUCUUUUGCAUUUAUUUGAAGGCAUGUUUGAAGAGUAAUAAACAAUUUUUUAACAUAAAUAAAAAAACAAAAUGGCAGACAUAAGAGGGAUCUCGCAUAGCUUUUUGUUGCGCGCUAGUAAAACGGCGCGUAAGAUUGCGGUCGUAGUUUUCACCUGAAACACAAAAGAAAAAUAUUGUCUUAAGCAGAAGGGUUUCCCGCAUAUAAUAGACUACUCUUGUAUAAAAAUAUGAAAAAAUGAACACACAAUUAAUUAUUGAAAAAAAUUGCUUUUUUCGUUAUUUUUUUUUUCAAGAAAGGUGUUAAAUAACAUUAAAAAAUGAAUUUUUUUGGUGUAUUUUGUUAGUUAAUCAGUUGCGCAUUUUAAUUAUCUUUAUAUAGAUUAUCGGUUUGAAACGAUAACUUUCGGCGUUUGUUGUUAAAUCUUACACGCCAUUUUCAAAAACUUGGUUUUGAGAAAACGUGUUUCAAAGUUUUCGGAAAAUACACAGUAUACUCACACGAGGGACGGUACACAGGCCUGUAACUCUGAAAUCACUUUGAAUUCCGCUAUAAAAUUUUGAGGGCAUAUUCUCCUAUAAUAUAUCUAUCGAUUGCAGUAAAAAACAAAAAAUCGAUUGAAGCCGACUGAUAAGAGGCUCCCCUUAAAUGAAUUAGAUUUUUCGUUUUUAAAUAAUGUUCUAAAUGUUUAAAAGUAUGGUAAAAAGCAGCGCAAUAAUGCAGAGAAGAAAUUUAGUUUCUGAAAAUGAAAGAAUUUCAAAUGUAUUUUUCUUUUUUUUAUUUCAUGGCCGGUGUUUUAAAAGUCCAGUUUAUAUUCUGUAUAUUUCCAUCUUAAAUAAAAUGAAUUAAAGUUUUCUUUUUUAAAUAAUGUCCUAAAGUAUUAAAAUUCUCAAAAAAAAAAAAUAAAAAAUAAAAUAGUGAGAGCCUUGAUUGAGAAUGAAUUAAUUAAUUACAAAAUUUACAAAAAUUAACAUACAAAGUUCAGCAAAGAAUUUGACAACUGUGCAGGUCCAGUAUAAGCAGAGGCGGCAAUUGAAAGUUCUCAGCCAACCAGAAAAGAAAAGUUCUAAGCCAAAAGCAAAAAAAAAAAAUAGAUUUCCAGACUUUUGAUGGGAAAAUCCAUUUGGUUCGUUGAUGAGGUUGUUCUUGGAU